AUGACUAGACGUUCAGUAAAUAAAACAGCACUAAAAGUGGGCCCUUACUCCUUUGAACAAGUGGAUGAGUUUAAAUACCUUGGAGUAAACUUAAACUCAAAAAAUAAUGUGCAUAGUGAGAUCCAAUUGAGAAUAAAUAGUGCGAAUAAAGCGUAUUUUGCCAUGAAUAAGAUGCUAAGCUCUAAAAUUUUGUCCAAAGAAACGAAAGAGAAACUGUAUACUUCUUUUCUACGUCCCAUAGUAAUGUAUGAAUGUGAGACAUGGUCUAUGACACAGGGAGACGAAGAAAAAUUACUUACCUUCGAAAGGAAAGUCCUAAGGAAAAUUCACGGACCUGUUCGACUUCAAAAUGGUGAAUAUGAGAGAAGGAAAAAUAAAGAUCUGGAAAUGUUAUUUAACAAGCCAAAUAUAAGAUUAUUGUUGAAGGCAAAGCGCUUGGAAUGGGCUGGCCACNUCUGGCGAGCUGACGAAAAUAUUAUAAAAAAUGUCUUAAUCAGAAAUGUAACAAAAACGCGGCCAAGAGGAAGACCUCGCCAGGGAUGGUUAGACAGGGUAAAGAAGGAUAUUUUAAAUACUGACAACUCAAAACGAUUAGAUGACGCAAUGGACCGGAAUGGAUGGAGAAACUUGGUGGAAGCAUGCAAAAGGCCUUAA
Cinara cedri is the source of this 654-nucleotide messenger RNA. NCBI's taxonomy places the organism in Eukaryota, Metazoa, Arthropoda, Insecta, Hemiptera, Aphididae. The record is from the annotation of a GenBank genome assembly.